Vitis vinifera (wine grape) is the source of this 2447-nucleotide messenger RNA. RefSeq lists its product as uncharacterized. The record is from RefSeq and is a predicted model, not a curated record. The coding region runs from base 284 to 2224 and encodes 646 amino acids. The transcript is spliced from 5 exons. NCBI's taxonomy places the organism in Eukaryota, Viridiplantae, Streptophyta, Magnoliopsida, Vitales, Vitaceae.
UUCACCUGUGAAAACUGGAGGUGCAAAAAAAAAUCAUUUCGUGCCAUAUAGGUUUCAAGAGGAAGGAUGGGUUUUGAUUUGUUGUGGUUUAUAUCUCACUGGAUGCACUCACACACUUCAUAGGUCCCUUAAGAAAAAAGGGCUCUGAUGCCACUUUGUAGGUUUUUAGAGUAAGAAUAGAAAACACAGAAAAUUUGGGGCUGAAAAUUGCACACCUUUUGUUUCUUCAAAAUCUGAAUUUAUAAAGGAAAAGAAACAAACAAAGCCAAAAAAAUCUUCCUACAUGCUGGAUUUUCUGAAGCAUUGGGCGGGUCAAGCUUGGCUCCUAAAAGGUAAUUUGAACAUAGAUGUUUUGGGAGGAGGGUGUUUGCUCUUUGUGUUUGAAUGUUCAAGUGAGGCUGAGCGUGUCUUGUCGAGAGGGAAGAGAAGGGUGAAAGACAAUGAAUUAAUUCUGGAAAAAUGGCAUCCGGAGGUGGGUUGCUUGGGUAAUAAAGUCAUGGUUAAAGAGGCUUGGGUGAGAGUGGUGGGCCUUCCCCUUCAUCUAUGGAGUCGAGAGGUAUUUAAAUUGAUUGGGGAUGGCUGUGGUGGUCUGAUUAAUGUGGAUGAAGAAACGUUUUCUAUGGCUAAUCUUCAAUGGGCUAGAUUGUUGGUGAGGGUGAAAGGAAGGGAUUUCCCUUCCUCAGUUCAGCUGGUGGAGGGAUCAGGAUGUUAUUCAAUCCAGCUGUGGUGGGAAGUCCAGCCCUGGUAUUCUCAGGUGAUGCCGGCGGGAAGCGGGUGCCGGAAAGGUGAUACAGAGACUGAAGAUGAGGAAGGGAGUGGGUUAGGUGACGUAUGCAGAGGAAACGUGUUGGAGAAGGAGGCGCAGCUGGUGGAGCAGAUGGGAAUUCAGAGUGAGCCGCCCUGUGGAAGCUCCUCGAAAGGAGCUACAGUCUUCUCUAUGGAGCCAGCUGCAAGGGGGCCUGGUGUGGAGGAGACGUAUGGAGAGGAUAGGCUAGUGAAUAGGGGUCAGGGAGCAGGUAAAGGGGUCAUAAGGGGUGGUGUUGGGUUGGGGCCUGCCGCCAUUAAGGUUGGGCCUGAUAAUGGGGAGGCCCAGUUUAGAAGCUGGCAUGGGGUAAUGAAGUGCAGUCCAGAACGUGAGGAAGCCCAGUUGUUUGGGCCGGAGGAAGCAAAGCCCAUUAUAUUAAAAGGAUGGCAGAUGGGCUGUGAGGAGAAGCCUUUUUAUAUCAAGGGUUCCUUAGUGGGCUGGGCAAGUUUGGCUGAGAUGGGCUGUGGGCCCGCGAAAGAGGGGUUAAAAGGUAUUAGGGCUUUCUCUCUCACUGACGAAGUGGAAAUGGGAGCUAGGGCUACAGAGGAGGAUUCGCGGGCUGGUGUUAGAGACGACGAGGGGGUCGCCUGUUGUCACGGAGGGGAUCAGAGGGCUUCUGAGGAUUCUUCAAUGGUGUCGAGGGCACGGUUAACCGACGACGCUUUAGCAGCCGAGGCAUCCAGGGUUGAUCAACUCAAAGGGUUUUUGCAAUCUCUGGAAAGUAGAGCAUUCCAGAUCACUUGUUGCAGACUGAAUUGCAGCACUUUCAGAAAUAUGAAGAGCCAACUCCAAGAAUAUGUUAUCGGAAUCCCAGUCAGCUGCCAAUAUGAUAAGCCAUCUCUUUCAAAUGGCUCUGGGGCAAUCAUCCAAAAAAAAUGGGAUUCCACAAAUUACAGGAUCAACAAAAACAGGAAGAAGGCAGACAAUUUUGUGGAUGGAGUCCGAGAGCAUGUGAGAUUAGGGCCUAAGUUCUCUGAAACGGUGAAGGGAAAGUUGAGCUUGGGGGCUAGGAUUCUUCGAGUUGGAGGAGUGAAGAGAGUUUUCAAGCAAAUUUUUGGUGUUGGAGAAGGAGAGAAGCUAUUGAAGGCUUCCCAAUGCUACUUAUCAACAACAGGAGGCCCUAUAGCUGGUCUCCUCUUUAUCUCUUCUCAGAGGAUUGCCUUUUGCAGUGAUAGAUCAAUCAAAUUCUCUUCUCCAAAUGGUGAAUUGAUUAGGAUCCAUUACAAGGUCUCCAUCCCACUGAGAAAGAUAGAAAGAGCCAACCAAAGCGAGAAUGUGAAAAAUUCAUCUCAGAAGUACAUGGAAAUCAUUACUGUGGAUAACUUUGACUUCUGGUUUAUGGGAUUCUUGAAUUACCAGAGAGCUUUCAGCUACCUCCAACAGGCACUCUGUGAAGCGCAGAAUCUGGUUGAGAAGUGAUUCAAAGUUUCUUCCCCCCAACUUCUACAAAUGUAUUUACAUGAAUCUGAUAAGAUUCAACAGGCUUUGUACAACAGGCUUUGUACAAAUUUUUUGCUAAUGAGAAAUUAAUCUCCAAUUUUUCAACCAUAUUUUCUAUUCAGUGCAUGGAACAAGUUCUUCCAAAGUGACUAUUGUUUUAGUACUGUAGUAGCUAUGCUAUGACAUAAACCCCAUCUCUUUA